Alosa sapidissima (American shad) is the source of this 2088-nucleotide messenger RNA. Its product is annotated as E3 ubiquitin-protein ligase TRIM35-like. Lineage: Eukaryota; Metazoa; Chordata; Actinopteri; Clupeiformes; Clupeidae. The transcript is spliced from 7 exons. Gene Ontology annotation, molecular function: protein binding. The coding region runs from base 576 to 1853 and encodes 425 amino acids. The record is from RefSeq and is a predicted model, not a curated record.
AAGAGGAACAAGGAGAGAGGGAUGAAGAGAAGCAGAGAGAGAGAGCGGAAGAGGAAGGCAACUGGAAGAAGAAUGGCGAAUGCUCUACCGGCGAGGAGAAAAAAAACAGCUGCACAGAUGAAGUAGAAGAGGAGGAGGUAGAGAGGGAGAUAAAGAGAGAGGGAGAUGGGAGAAAAGAGGAGAGACGAGACAAACAGCAGGACAACAUCAAUGGAAGAGAAGAGCAUGAUGUGCAGGAUAAAGAGAGGGAUGAAGAGAAAGAGGUGGAGGAGGAAGAUGCGGAAAGGCAGGUAGAAGGGGAGAAAUAUGAGGAAGAGGAUGAUGGAAGAAGGGAUGAAGAGGAGUGUAAUGAGAAUGAGGAAGAGUUUGAGGAGGAGGAUGAGGAUGGUGCGUGUGUAGCAGAAGUGAAGGGCGAGUCCGAGUGUCCUGAGUGUCUGAGGAGGCCGGUGCUCUACUGUGUGGAUGAGCAGCUGCCUCUCUGCUGGGCCUGUGGCCUGUCAGAACCGCACGAUGGACACACAGUGUGUGCCCCUGAGGAAGCACUGCAGGACAGCAGGGUGGAGGUGAGCAUCUCCAUGCAGCCUAUCUUUCAAAGUCUGAAGAAUCUCAAAAGAGUGCAAGAAACUUACAGACAUAUGGCCAAGCACCUUCCAAGUCAGUCUGCUCAGACGGAGCGGCAGAUCCAGGACCAGUUUGAGGAGCUGCGUCGCUUCCUUCGGAGAGAGGAGGAGGCGCGGGUCGCCGCGGUGAGGGAGGAGCAGGAGCGGAAGGCCCGCGCGCUCCGGGAGAGGGCCGAGAGGAUGCGGGGGGAGGUGCGCGAGCUCCUUCACGCCCUCCGGGCCUCCCAAAUGGAGAUGGAGAUGGAGGGCGAGGAUAACGGGCUUCACUUCCUGCAGAAUUACAAGAAGACAUUAAAGAGAGUAUGGAAAGUCAACCAGAGUCCAGAGAAGAGUUAUGAUUCCCUUAUUGAUGUCCCCAAACACGUGGGUAACCUUAGAUUCAGGGUCUGGGAGAAAAUGAAAGAGAUCUGUCCUUACUCUCCAGUGACCCUUGACCCCAACACUGCUGGCCCCUUCCUGCUCGUCUCUGGUGACCUCACCAGCGUCCGGAACAGCGGCGUUGACAUCGACGCUGACGGUGACAUCCUUGACGCCGACGACAACAACCGUCUCCCGGACAACCCGGAGCGCUUCACCAGCUGCGGCGAGAUGCUGGCCUGCGAGGUCAUUUCCAUUUCCGAGUCAGCACAGCGUCAGCCCCUCCGUGGCCGCAGCCGCAGCCUCGGCUUUGGCGUCGGCCGCGGCCGCCGCCGUCCUGCCGGUGCGGACGCCGCUGACUCUGCCUACACGUCCUGGGUGGUGGACGUGGGCGACAACAGCAACUGGAUGGUGGGCGUGGCCCGCCGCUCCGUCUCCAGGAAGUCGCCGGUGGCCGCGUGCCCCGAGAACGGCCGCUGGGCGCUGUCGCUGCGUCGCUCGUGCUACGAGGCGUCGGAGUCCCCCGCCGCGCCUCUCCCCCUGUCCUUCUGUGGUGAGAGAGGCCGCAGGCUGCAGGGGCCCGCGGACACAGCCCCGGGGCUGCGGAGGGUCAAGGUGCGCGUUAGCCACGGGUCUGGGCGCGUGUGCUUCACCGACGCCGACCGCCACACGCACCUGUACACGUUCUCCCACACGGCCGCCGGAGAGUCGCUCCAGCCGUACUUCUCCACCGCUUGCCACCGCCGCUACCCGCUCAGGGUGCUGCCGGCGUCCGUCACCGUGACGACGAGCCGCCAAGGGCCAGGAGGAGAGGACGAGGAAGAAGAGGAAGAGGAUGAGGAAGAGGAUGAAAGACCAACAAAAAAAGACAGAUGACUAUGUCAUACACAUCAGUCAAAAAGCACUUGUGUCUGAUGGCUGAUUCUAUUGUUUCCUUUAAAUCCCUUAUUGAAGCCCCUUUGUGAGGGCUUUUUGUGAUUUGGCUUCAGUUCUAAUUCCUUUUGAAUUAUCUAUAUGUAUGUAUAAUACACUUAAAAGCUUUUGUCUGUUGUGUUUUAACAUUUAAUGAGUUUAGGACUAUGUUGUUUUCCUCCCUAUGUGAAGCAUUCUG